UCCGCCUACCACGGCGUCAAGAUGGCGGCGUCUGCGGCACGCUCAGCGGCCCGGCGGCUUCUCUUGCCCUGGUCCGCCCGUCUGGUGCGAGCGCCCACCGCGGCGCAGCGGCGUGUGCAUGUUGGAACAGGGAAGCUCUCAGUUUCCAAAGCAGCAACAGAAAUAAUCUUAAAUGUCCCUGAAACUAGGGUGAGUCCUUUGGAAAAUGGCUUGCAAGUAGCUUCAGAAGACUCUGGACUCUCAACAUGCACAGUUGGACUUUGGAUUGAUGCUGGAAGCAGGUAUGAAAAUGAGAAGAACAAUGGAACUGCUCACUUUCUUGAGCAUAUGGCUUUCAAGGGAACAAAGAAGAGAUCUCAGUUAGACCUUGAACUAGAGAUUGAGAACAUGGGGGCUCAUCUGAACGCAUACACGUCCAGGGAACAAACUGUGUAUUAUGCAAAGGCUUUCUCAAAAGAUUUACCGAGAGCUGUGGAAAUUCUUGCUGACAUAAUUCAGAACAGUACCCUGGGAGAGGCAGAGAUCGAGCGUGAGCGAGGAGUUAUACUUCGAGAGAUGCAAGAGGUUGAAACUAAUUUACAAGAAGUUGUCUUUGAUUACCUUCAUGCCACAGCCUACCAGAAUACAGCCCUAGGACGGACGAUUUUAGGACCCACUGAAAAUAUCAAAUCCAUAAAUCGUAAUGACUUGGUGGAGUACAUAACAACACAUUACAAAGGACCCAGAAUGGUCUUGGCUGCUGCUGGAGGGGUCUCUCAUGAUGAACUACUUGACCUGGCGAAGUGCCAUUUUGGUAACUUGCCAUCUGCUCCGGAAGAAGGACUGCCACCCCUGCCACCUUGUAGCUUCACAGGUAGUGAGAUUCGGAUAAGGGAUGACAAGAUGCCCCUGGCACACCUGGCCAUUGCUGUGGAAGCAGCUGGCUGGUCAGACCCGGAUACGAUCCCGCUCAUGGUGGCCAAUACCCUGAUAGGUAACUGGGAUCGCUCCUUUGGAGGAGGAGUGCAGAAUUUGUCCAGUAAACUUGCUCAGAUUGCCUGCCAUGGUAACCUGUGUCACAGUUUCCAAUCCUUCAACACCUGCUACACUGACACAGGGCUAUGGGGACUCUAUAUGGUCUGUGAGCCAUCCACUAUUCAGGACAUGGUGCACUUUGUUCAAAGAGAAUGGAUAAGACUUUGCACAAGCGUUACAGAAAACGAAGUAGCUCGAGCAAAAAAUCUUUUAAAGACAAAUAUGCUGCUACAACUUGAUGGGUCUACACCAAUCUGUGAAGACAUCGGAAGACAAAUGUUGUGUUACAAGCGCCGAAUCCCAAUUCCAGAACUUGAGGCAAGAAUUGAAGCUAUUGAUGCCCAGACUAUUAGAGAAAUCUGCACUAAGUACAUCUGUGAUAAGCAUCCUGCAGUUGCUGCCGUGGGUCCAAUUGAACAACUUCCAGAAUAUAACAGAAUCUGCAGUGGCAUGCAUUGGCUUCGAGAGUAGGGAAUAACAAGAACUUCCAGCAUAUUUUAGCUUAAAAAAACCCGUAAAACAACAAAAAAUAUCCAAAAAACCAACUACACCUGUUUAAAACUUGGGAGCUGCUUUUGAGAAGACUGUGAUUCAAGAGCCAGCCCCUCCUGCGUGUCUGUAUGAUGAAGAAAGCAAUGGAAACAUGUACAAUAUUUGCAUUUUUAUUAUAAAACAAGGAUUGUCAGUAAGAGUCAUUUCUUGACUUUAGUAGCAUUCAUCACUUGUUCUUGAGCAGCUUUCUUUGCCUUGACCAUUUCCACGAGUUCCUGAAGAGAAAGUGGGGAGAAAAGAAACUUAACUCAAUAUGUAACUUGUGAACAAUGCUGUGGGUUUGAAUACUACAUAUAUUUACUGUGAAACACUCUAGUUCUCAACAUAACGAGAAGUCUACAUAGUUUAACACUGUAGAGCAAUUUUUCUUAGAAAUGAAUCAACUGAUGGAAGGUCAAUGCUCAUGUUCCAGGAACUUUACCUCCAGGAGGCUAGAGAUAGGACUUCACCCUGUGCUAGAGCUUGCUGUCAAACUACACGACAAAUUUCCUGACACUGACUUUGCUUCCCAGCUUCCAGAGCCACUAUUUUCACUGAGGAACAUUUAGUCCUUACUGCUCUUUUGGGGUUGAGUUACCAAAAAUAAGCAGCUUCCCAUAAGGCUCCAUCAUUUUGCCUACGUCAGAUACUACCUCUGGGAGGCAAUGGAACAGUAAAAUUAAAGGAUUCUCUCAGAGAAUCCUGAACUAAUCCUGAAGACCUGAACUAGUGCCAGUCCCAGGAGGAGGUGAGGGACUUUACCUUAUAUCGCUUCAUGCAGUCUUUUUUUGACCGGCCUGGUACAGCUGCUGCUAUUUUCUCCCAUCUUUCAGGAGUAUUUACUGGAUAAGUCUUCAAUGCUUGUUCUAAAAGUUUUUGUUCUUCUGUAGUCCAAGGGGAUGAAUCUAGAGGUGAUCCUGUUUUUAAAUGCAAAAAUGAGCAGGAAGAGAUAUUUUUAAAAAAGUCUAGAAAAUAUUGUAAAACUUAUUAUAGUUGAGUUAAAAUCCAUGCAGUUUUGGGGUGUAUUGUGUGUACCAGAAACCCUCAAAUCUGGGACCAGAGCCUGGAUGACUUACUUGCUCUGAAAGUUUGUAAACAAAUCCUGAUUAAGUUCUGGGUUACUUUCUUUCUAAGAGACCCAGGGGAAGCAUGUGUACAAGAAGGGCUCCCUUUUCAUCUUUACCUUCAAAUCGUUCUGAGGGGGCAGCACUGUCCAUUUGAGGCACCACACCAUGUUCUUUUUUAAAUUUGUCAAAUGCUUUCUUGUUUAUGUCAUCUUUUUGAUGAGGGUCUAUGAGCAACAGACAUUAAAGAGAAUAAUUAUUGCAAGAAUAUUAAAGCCAGAUGUAAUAAUAGUAA
Hirundo rustica (Barn swallow) is the source of this 2904-nucleotide messenger RNA. RefSeq names its product peptidase, mitochondrial processing subunit beta (gene PMPCB). Bases 22 to 1485 code for a protein of 487 amino acids. Gene Ontology annotation, molecular function: metalloendopeptidase activity; metal ion binding. The record is from RefSeq and is a predicted model, not a curated record. NCBI's taxonomy places the organism in Eukaryota, Metazoa, Chordata, Aves, Passeriformes, Hirundinidae. Gene Ontology annotation, cellular component: mitochondrion. The transcript has 13 exons.